AUGACCACAAGCGCCCCCGCACAGCAGGAGAUGAGUGACGAGAAGCAUCGCCUCAUGAGGGCCCCGGACAGUCCCGACCGCGUCAUAAUUUCGCCGCAGGGCAAGUACGUCAUCAACGGCACGGAAGUGGUCAUGAUGGGUGGCAACUAUCCAACAGCGCCGCCUUACCUGCCCCCGCUCUCUGUCGUACAGGAGGACGCUAAGUUGAUGGCCGAUGGAGCGAAGAGCAUGAAAUACAAGCCGUCUGCUGCCGCCGACGGCUCCGCGAGGAGGGUCGUCCCAUGCGUCAGGCUCGCCGCCAUGUGGGAGAGCACAAUGCCCGACAUGCCAACGACAAUGCCCGGCACCAUCGACGGCACGUUUGCUAAAAGCUUGGACGAUACCAUCGCCGCAUUCAAGGCGGAGGGCGUAUACGUCUUCCUGGACACCCACGAGGACGCGAUGUGCACCACGAACGGGGGGGAGGGGACGCCGUGGUGGAUAGCCUCGCUGAUGCAGAACAACCGGAACAGGGGCUGCUGCGGCUACCGCUGCUCGUGCUGCUGUUCCAAGGCGUCCUACAUCACCUCCCCUGAACACCCACUCGGGUUCUGUUGCCCUGUCCCCAACUGCGUACUGAAGUGUUCCAACGCAGAUUACAGGACCUUCUCGGGCGACUCGGACCCAUGGAAGGCGUAUUCCGUCGGCGCUGGCGACGGGGAUGCGGCGCGCAUGAACAUUGGCAACGCCAGCAUGCGGCUCAACAACUUCGACAUCGAGUGGGGAAAGUUGGGGAACACGAAGCAGGCAAACAACAUAUGGAACCGCUUUAUCGAGUCGCCCUUCGACCCCGACGACAAAUCGCUCCUGUUCGACCCCUACAUGGUACACGUCAAGCACCUCUGCUCCGUGUGGCAGAAGCACUGGAACGUCGUCGGGGUGGGCCUCUGGAACGAGCCCGCCUGCUCUGGGUAUUCGCCCUUCGAGUUCCCGAAGAUCCCCUGCACAAUCAAGCGCACCUACAGAUUCUACGAGGCCGUGCUCGUGGAGCUCGACGCGGCGGGCAUCCAGACUCCCGUGACCCUGGAGGAGCUGCCCACCGGCGGCCUGAAGAACAUGACGUGUUUCACGAAGAUGGUGGGCUGCUGCCCGAUGCACUCGUCCACGAGCAGCUUGCUCAAGCAGUGGGCGCAAAAGGGCCAGCUGAUCCUCCAGUUCCACUACUACCCCGGCCAGUGCAUGGUCUCGGGGGUGUCCGCCGCCGUGGCGAAGGCGAAGGAGCGGGCCGCGGAGCUCGGCGACGGCGUGCCCGUCAUGCUGGGCGAGUUCUGGCCGGGGACCGGGACGGAGGCGGAGGCCCAGGGCGGCGCAGAGGUCCUGGCCGAGUUCGCGAGUGCGGGGUGCGACGCCUCGAUGUACUGGCUGUACACCAACACCACCUACACGGACGGCAACCCGGGCUGGUACAAGUACACGGCAGCCGUGCAGGCUGCAGGCGGCCCCGUCAGCAGCACCUCGCGCGACAUCAAUCUGGACGUUUGGCCGGAGUACGAGAAGACGGUCCGUGACGGCACUUCGUGGGGAGCGCACAUCACCGGGGAGGGAACGGGCGUCAUGGGGGUCCUUGAGUUGGUGCCUGCGGCUGCGUAG
This is a messenger RNA of Prorocentrum cordatum, 1629 nucleotides long. The record is from the annotation of a GenBank genome assembly. NCBI's taxonomy places the organism in Eukaryota, Dinophyceae, Prorocentrales, Prorocentraceae.